Molecule: messenger RNA, 5494 nt
Organism: Etheostoma cragini (Arkansas darter)
Lineage: Eukaryota; Metazoa; Chordata; Actinopteri; Perciformes; Percidae
Gene: phldb1b
Product: pleckstrin homology-like domain, family B, member 1b
Exons: 26
Coding region: 244-5217 (1657 amino acids)
Biological process (GO): regulation of microtubule cytoskeleton organization
Cellular component (GO): basal cortex
Molecular function (GO): protein binding
Source: RefSeq, a predicted model, not a curated record
AGGUCUUACUUUAGAGGAGCAAGCAGCAACAGGUCCCCCUCCUGAAUGCAAGCUUUUGGAGGAUUCUGCGCCGGUAGCAUAAGACAAAGAACCGAGAUCAAGACAAAGAGACAAACUGUGUUUCACGAAAAGAAGCGUUGUUGAAGAAAUUGUGUUGUAUUCACUCUGCCGUCUUAGAGGUGUGCUGGUGACUCAAGUUCCCAUUGAUAGGAUUGAGUCAGUGGCCAGAAGCAGCUUUUUGCCAUGGAGGCGAUGCAUGUGCUGGACAGCUGGAGAAAGGAUCUUAAUGUGUCACAGGGAGCUGUGGACAGCUCAGUGGACAUGGACCGCCUGAACAGUAACAUGCCUGAGUGUGGACGGCAAACCCACCAGGUGUUACAGAGCACUCCUCUGGACCUGAUUGAGAAUGGAAAGGGGCUGAAGUUCCAGGCAGCACGCCCCCACCUGGUCAGCCUGGGUAGUGGACGACUGAGUACAGCCAUCACCCUGCUGCCUCUGCCCGAGGGCCGGACAACACUAGGUCAUGGUCCCAUGGACAUCAGCAUCCAGGGCCCUGGGGUGGCUGCCCAGCACUGCUACAUAGAGAACAGGUCAGGGGUCAUCACGCUGCACCCCUGUGGGAACCUCUGUACUAUUGACGGGCUCCCGGUCACAAAGCCUGUCCGCCUAUCACAAGGCUGUAUGCUGUGUUUUGGCCAGUCAGCCUUCUUCCGCUUCAACCACCCUGAGGAAGCCUACAGGAUGAAGAGCAUGGUGCCCCAGGGAGGAGGUGUCUCCACCAGGGACUACAGACUAUGCCCAGACUCUGAGAGCUUCGUCAAUGGGAAUCACCAGGCCAGUCCAACCCAGUCUCCUCCAGCUUCUGGAGAGAGAGUGCAGUCUGAGCACAGUGCAAUCGUCAGCUCUAUUGAGAAGGACCUCCAGGACAUCAUGGACUCCCUAGUCAUGGAUGACCCCCAGCCUUCUUCCUCGGAGGGCAAAAAUCCUCCUGGAGGCCAACCCCUUCCCCACUCCCCCCUAUCGCCCAUGGUCAAUGGAGGUGGCCGGUAUCUGCUAUCCCCUCCUACCAGCCCAGGGGCCAUGUCCGUUGGGUCCAGCUAUGACAAUACAUCCCCUCCCUUCUCUCCCCUUUCCUCCCCCUCAGCGGCUAGCAGUGGGAGCUUUACAAGCCCGUCUCCUAGUGGAGGACCCCAGGACCAGAGUUCUUCUCUGCCGCCAGUGCCUGUACGCUCCUCCAGCUACAACUUCACCACCCAGCCUCCGCCUGUACCCCAGCCACGGACCAUACUGCCUAACUUCAGCAGCGGUGGGGUGGGCUACAAGGUUCAGGAAAGCCCCAGGCUGCAGAGGAAGGUUUUAACAGAGGCUCCUCUGAGCCCUAAGCCAAGCCGUAGAGGACUAGGCCAAGAUGGGUCUGAGAGCCCCCGGCAGACUUUUCUGUCCUCCAAUGAAUCUCUCAGUUGUAGAAACAUUGUGCCAAGUAGCCCCAGACUCACUCCCAAAUUCCCCACCUGUCCAUCUCCCUCUAGUCCCAGGACCAAGACAACCACAGUGCUCCAGGAAAGACCUGCCAGCCCUUUCAGAGAGCAGACCAGUCUAGCUGAUAGUGCCCUGACCUCCAGCCCCUCCAGGCAGUUUUCUCAACUCACCAGAGCCUUCCAGCCUCCCUUGGACCCCAUUGUCCACAUCAUCCAAGGGUCGCCGCUUCAGCAGCAUCCACGUACGUUGCAGCCCCCUGAAAGCCCUCGCAUGGUCAGGAGAAACAUGGAGCUGAAUAGCAGCAGUGGAGGGGGCAGCAGUAUGAGAGAGCUGCCACCUCUUAGCCCCUCCAUGGCUCGGAGAGGGGUCCCGGUACUUCCAGGGGCACUUCCCGGGACAAUCCCCACCUUGAGAACUCCAGAAAGCCCCUCAAGUCUGGGCAAGUUUACCCCAGAGAGCCCCAGGCUCCGACGCAAGACCGGAUCUACAUCCGAAGAGCCGACGUGCAGCAGGGGGAUCCGAGCCCGGAGUCCGUCUCCUACCUCUAUAAUGUUGGAGGGUGGUGGUGGUGGUGGUGGUGCGGGAGUACGGAAGGCAAGCUUUGGGAAUUCCCUGUCACCUGCUUACAGUCUGGGCUCUCUGCCUGGCUCGUCCCCCGUAGCCAGUCCCAGAACCCAAAGGAAGAUGUCCGCAGGGAGACCCCACCCUGGCAUGAGGGAGAGAAAGAACAGCAUCACAGAGAUCAGCGACAACGAGGACGAGCUGCUGGAGUACCACCGACGACAGAGAGAAGAGAGGCUUCGGGAGCAGGAAAUGGAGAGACUGGAGAGACAGCGACUUGAGACCAUCCUAAACCUCUGUGCUGAAUACAACAAAGGAGAGAGCACCGGCCUUGACCCCCUGGGCUCAGCGAGGACAGGUUUCCCCGGGGGAGUGGCAGAUGGCUCGGGGCGGAGACCGUCCAUGGAGAAUGUCCUAGGAGGGACACCGUCCUCAGCCGCUCUCCGCCUGCUGCAGAGACAGAGAGAGAGCGAUGAGGAGAACCUGAAGGAGGAGUGUAGUAGUACCGAGAGCACUCAUCAGGAGGUGAGGACAUCCCCUGCUCUCAGCACAGCAUCAACACUGCACAAUGGAGACAGACAGCACGAGGACACUUCCAGUUCAGGCAGCGCAGGUCGUCUGGAGCUGGGUUACCUGGAAGACGAGCGGGUUCGCGUUCUCUCUCGAAUCGAUGAGCUUAAAAGCCGCCUUACGGAGCUAGAGCAACAACUCCAGGAGUCCAAGCAAGAGGCCGAGAUGGAGCGUGCCUUGCUGCAGGGCGAGAGGCAGGCGGAGCUCGACCAGAUAGAGGCUGAAACGGACAUCAUCACUCAGCUGCAGCACAAGCUGGACGAGCUGGAGAGCACCAUCCAGAGGGAGAAAGACAAGGAGAGGGCUAAUGUUGAGGCUGAGCGCCGGGCCCUGCAGAGCCUCCAGGAGGGCUACGCUGAGUUGGAGAACCAGCUUCAUAACUGUCCUGAGUCCCUGCGGGAACAGUUACAAGAACAGCUCAAGAGGGACGGAGAGGCACUGGAAACAGGAACCAAAAAGUUUGAGGACUUGGAGUUUCAGCAGCUGGAGAGAGAAAGCAGCCUGGAGGAGGAAAGAGAAACCAUUAGCCAGCAGCUGCUCCAGGAGAGAGCAGAGUACCACAGCAGUGUGGCCAGGAGGAAGGAGAAGGUGUCUGCUCUGGAGAACCAGGCCCACCAGCUUGGACUGCAGGCAUCUCAGGAAUGCGAGCGGCUGGCCAAAGACCGGACUCUCACACUACAAAUGCUCCAAAAGGAGAAGGAGAGGCUUUCGGCCCUGGAGAAAAGAUACCACAGCCUGACGGGUGGAAAGAGCUUUCCCAAGUCCUCUUCUGCAAUGAGAGAAGAAGCUCUCCGUAUCAGCGAGGCUGACCUGUUGUUGGAGGAUGUGCACUCCUCCCAGCAUUCCCUCUGUCGAGCCUCUCCUUCCUACUUACAUCCCUCCCCUCUCUGUCAGUUGUACCCCAGCAGCCCUACAGAGGAGUACAUGAAGCUGUCAGAUGUCUUUAAGAUGUACGGCAGCAGCGGCCUCCGUGAAAACAGCAAGCCCACCUCUCAAGGCCGCUUGUUUGCCAUAGAUGCUGCAUUAGCUGGCCCCUGCGAGGAGUAUGUGACAGUGGGCCAGCUAAAUCAGAUGUAUGGGAUGCCAAAGGUGGAGUCGUCCCCUACUUCCCCGCUUCGCCAGCCCCUGCAGUCUGGAGCAGUAGACCCCGCCUUCUCUUGCCUCCCCUCUCCUCACGGCUCCUCCCUCUCUCUUUCUGUGGAGUACCAGUCUGAGGGUAGUAGGCCUCACCUCCCCAAGCUAGAUUUAGAGCAGUGGUACCAGGAGCUGAUGACUGGCUCCAGCCAGCUCUGUCCUUCUCUGCCAGCCAAGUCACUGUCGGGCCGCAGGCCUGUGCUGCAGGUGUUCCGCUCUAAGCUGGAUAGUGAUCCAGGCCUCGCUCUUCAUCAACCUAAAUCCGGCUCUGCAUCCCCUCUGCAGCACGGCGCAGCAACACUGGGACGCAACUCAAGCUCAAAGAGUCCCCUGCUGGCGGCCAACAGCACUGGCAGUCUGCCCAGGAACCUGGCUGCAACCCUGCAGGACAUUGAGACCAAGAGACAGCUGGCUCUGCAGCAGAAAGGUCAGCAGGUGAUCGAUGACCAGCGUCGCCGUCUGGCUGAGCUCAAACAGAGAGCAGCGGUGGAGGCUCAGUGCCAAUGGGAGGCACUCCACGGUUCUCAGUCGCACCUCAUGACCUCGUCCUCCUCAUCGCCCUCCUACUCCCCGAUCAUGGCCUACAGCCACAGCUCUGUAGGCCCCCCCCCUCUUGUUCACCACUCCAUCCUGCACCACCAGCCCCCGUCAGCUGGGGAGCAGCCCUACGACACCCUGAGCCUGGAGAGCUCCGACAGCAUGGACACCAGCGUGUCCACAGGCAACAACUCGGCUUGCUCACCAGAUAACAUGUCCAGUGUCGGAGGAGUGGACUCGCUGAAGAUUGAAGAGAUGGAGAAAAUGCUAAAGGAGGCGCAGCUGGAGAAAGCUAGACUUAUUGAAUCGCGGGAACGAGAGAGCCUGGCUCGGCGUCAGAUGCUGGAGGAGGAAAGGAGGAGGAGAGAGGAUGCGGAGAAAAGACUGCAGGAUGAAACCUUCCACCGGCAGCAGCUAGUGGAGAGGGAGGUCAAGAUGAGGUCCAAGAACUUCUCUCAGGCCCGUCCUAUGACUCGCUACCUUCCCAUUCGGAAGGAGGAAUUUGACCUGCGCUGCCAUGUCGAGUCGUCGGGCCACAGUGUGGAGACGUGCUACCACGUCAUCCUCACGGAGAAGAUGUGCAAGGGCUACUUGGUGAAGAUGGGGGGCAAGAUCAAGUCCUGGAAAAAGCGCUGGUUCGUCUUUGACCGCCUGAAAAGGACCUUCUCCUACUAUGUUGACAAACAUGAGACCAAGCUGAAGGGUGUGAUCUACUUCCAGGCAAUAGAAGAGGUCUAUUAUGAUCAUCUCCGCAGUGCCACAAAGAAGGGAUUUUUCAACUUGAAUAUGACCAGUAGCCCAAACCCCUCCCUGACUUUCUGCGUUAAGACCCACGACCGGCUCUACUACAUGGUGGCCCCCGCAGCAGAGGCCAUGAGGAUCUGGAUGGAUGUGAUCGUCACGGGAGCAGAGGGAUACACGCAGUUUAUGAACUGAGAGCGCAGGUGACGAGCAGACAUUUUCGUCAGGGAUUCUCCCAUCACAGACUCUACAGGCCCUUCCUGUUUCCAGUCCACAGCGGACACAACGCCUUGUUACUUUUCAUUUUUAAUCUCACACUUUGAUUUUACUAUGUAGAUGUUUUCACCUCUACACUUUCUACGCGAGUCAGUUUGGAUUGAAAAAGGGAGCCGGUGGAGGACACACACAUCUGUAUAUAAACCAAAAUGUAUACCUGUCAAAGACUUUUAAAAAGCAUUUCUAUAUUGCCAAA